Molecule: messenger RNA, 1312 nt
Organism: Neoarius graeffei (lesser salmon catfish)
Lineage: Eukaryota; Metazoa; Chordata; Actinopteri; Siluriformes; Ariidae
Product: regulator of cell cycle RGCC-like
Exons: 5
Coding region: 88-435 (115 amino acids)
Biological process (GO): regulation of cell cycle
Source: RefSeq, a predicted model, not a curated record
GUAUCACUUCCUCUGGUAUUUUGCUCGAACUUUUUUUCUCACUCUCUCACUCUGUCUUUGUGAGGAUCAGCAGCUGUUUCAGAAAGCAUGUCUACCGCAAUCUUCACAGAAUUGGACAGUGAGAUCGGGGAGCUUCUGGAGGAGUUUGAGGCUGUGGUCGAGGAAAUGACCACUCCAUCAGUAAGCACACAUGGCGCCUACAAACCGGUGCUGAGCGCUGCCAAACAGCGACCUGGCUUCAGCGAUGGAGUGACGGACAGCGGCAUCGAGGACGCGGAUGAUGUGAGUGAACCAUCUCAAGCAAGCAGUUUGAAUGCAAGUGUGGAAGAGCUCAACACCACAGGCAUGAUGACUUCACGGAAAGUUAAACUUGGGGACACCUCGGACCUAGAGAGGUUUAUUGAGAACCUGGACAAAGAGCUUGCAGAGAUGUGAACAGACAGGACUCAUGUAACUACAGGACAGGAGCCAAGACUAUCAGCAUAUACCAGCAAGAGCAGAUUGAGAACUUUCAUCCAUGAACAAACAAAAUCCCCCUCUUGGAGAGGAGAUUCAAGUUGUCGUACACCCAAAACAAUAAUUAUGGACAACAAAUUACAACUAAGACAAGUUAGCAUGAACCAUCUUUAAUCCUGUUAAAAUGCAUAUAUUACCAUGGCUUAUAUGUAUUAUUACAAAUGCAAUUUUUGAUUGAAAUAUUUAUUAUUAGUCCACAGUCUCACUGAAUAUGAACCAGGACAACACCUCAAUCAGGAAUAAGGAUGGAUUAUGAAGGUUCUUUUACUCUUUGCUUCAAAGAUUUUCUUUGUUGAAUUCUAAGUAAAAAAAUUCACUUGUAAUGAUGCCAGCUUAACAUCGCUGAGACUAUAACCGCUUUUCAACAUGAUAAUCAACUUAAUUUGACCUAUGACCUAAAAAUUUCCAGCAUCCAGCAGUUAUUGUUACUAUAUUACAUUACAGGCCUUUAGCAGACACUCUUAUCCAGAGCGACGUACAGCAUACCCAGAGCAGCCUGGGGAGCAGUUGCGGGUUAGGUGCCUUGCUCAAGGGCACUUCAGCCAUUACUGCUGGUCUAGAGAAUUGAACCAGUGACCUUUUGGUCCCAAAGCUGCUUCUCUAUCCAUUAGGCCAUGGUUUCCCCAUAGUGUUACUGUUAAAUUAUUUUCUGAAUGCACAGAGCAGCUAAUUGUAGUAGAUAACAUUGUCUAUUGUGUUUACUGUAUAAAUAUUCAUGUUAUUGCUCAUAGUAUCUGCACUUUUAUUGAUAAAGGAAACAUUUGUAAAAUAAAAUAUAUAUUUUUUUACAUUUUAA